AUGUUUUCAGCUUCCAGGUUCUUCCGCCGACGCGGCGCGGAUCGUGACCCCGCUGCCGGGGCUCCGUAUGAAGUACCUUUGUACACAAACGCAGCAUAUUACCCAAAUUGGAGAAUCUAUCGAAAGGAGCCACCUUCAUCAUUGCGGUUGGGAUUCAUUUCACAUGUGUUCUACGCAUUUGCCUGGGUGAAAGAAGAUGGCACGGUUUAUCUCAGUGAUGAGUGGGCCGAUACCCAGAUGCCCGUUGACGGCGCUGAAGGUUGUCUUCGCGCUUUUGUUCAAUUGAAGCAACAGUACUCUAAGAUGAGAGUCAUCCUCUCCGUGGGAGGUGGGGGCAAAGGAAGUGAGAACUUCGCCGCUGUAGCCCAUAGUCGUUCACGGCUGGACACCUUCGUUCGGACUGCGCGGGAACUGGUGGAUCAGUUCGGAAUCGAUGGGAUUGAUAUCGAUUGGGAACAUCCGUCCGAUUCCAAGCAGGGCAAGGAUUAUGUUCGUCUCCUCGCCCGCCUAAGGGAGGUUCUACCCGCUCCGCGAUAUGUCCUUACAACCGCCCUUCCUGCUGGCCAGUGGGCACUGCGCAACAUCGACCUUUCUGCAGCACAAAAAUACCUCGACAUGAUUAAUCUCAUGACUUACGACUUCGCUGGACCCUGGGAGUCCGAAACGGGCCAUCAAGCCCAGCUUUAUGGCUCAGGUGUAUCGGGCGAUUCGGCAGUUUCGUAUGUGACAGGACAGGGAGUGACCCCUAGGAAGAUUAUCCUUGGUGUGCCAGUUUACGGGAGGUCGUUCCUCGGGAGUAAUGGUCCUGGUCAGCGGUACACCGGACACGGUGGUGAGGAUGGUGUCUUUGACUAUCGCGAUCUGCCCCGACCGGGAACACAGGAGUAUCAUGACAAGAAUAUCGGUGCUGCAUUUUGCGUUGGUGCCGAUGGCGGGUUCGUGACAUACGAUACCCCAGAGACAGUAAAGCAAAAAGCGGAGUUCGUGACUUCAUCGAAACUUGGCGGGUUGUUCUACUGGCAUGUUUGUUCCGAUGCUCGAGGACCGCGAAGCUUGGUUGAGACCGGAUAUAACACUCUGCAUGAUAUGUGA
Molecule: messenger RNA, 1092 nt
Organism: Penicillium paradoxum
Lineage: Eukaryota; Fungi; Ascomycota; Eurotiomycetes; Eurotiales; Aspergillaceae
Product: glycoside hydrolase family 18 protein
Exons: 4
Coding region: 1-1092 (363 amino acids)
Biological process (GO): chitin catabolic process; carbohydrate metabolic process
Cellular component (GO): extracellular region
Molecular function (GO): chitinase activity; chitin binding
Source: RefSeq, a predicted model, not a curated record